Labrus mixtus (cuckoo wrasse) is the source of this 4037-nucleotide messenger RNA. Its product is annotated as insulin receptor substrate 2-like. Gene Ontology annotation, molecular function: phosphatidylinositol 3-kinase binding; insulin receptor binding. Lineage: Eukaryota; Metazoa; Chordata; Actinopteri; Labriformes; Labridae. The record is from RefSeq and is a predicted model, not a curated record. Gene Ontology annotation, cellular component: plasma membrane; cytosol. Bases 225 to 3242 code for a protein of 1005 amino acids. Gene Ontology annotation, biological process: insulin receptor signaling pathway. The transcript has 3 exons.
UUCUGUUUUUAGAGCAAGCAGCCAGCAGCAGCGUCACAUGUUGUUUUUCUCCUGGAUCUGAUCUAGUCUCCCCCAUUUGGUCCUGGUCCCCGCACUGCUGUGGAUGACAGCAAUCGGUGUUAAAUGGAUUCGAUUUGAAAAAACGGGUGAUCUUUAAGUUUGCUUCGAGUUUUUUCUUCUCUUCUUAAUCCGGAACUUAAAAAAAAAAACAGAAGUGGAGAGAAAUGGCAAGUCCUCCGGCGACAGGAGGAGGAGGAGGGGGACACCUGUUAUCCAACGGGACAAGCGGGGUGAAGAAGUGCGGGUACCUGAGGAAACAGAAGCACGGGCACAGGCGCUUCUUCGUGCUGCGGGAGCCCACGGAGCGCCACCCCGCCCGGCUCGAGUACUACGAGAGCGAGAAGAAGUGGAGGAACAAGUCCGCGGCCAAACGGGUCAUCGCUCUGGACUCCUGUUUGUGCGUAAACAAGCGCGCCGACGCCAAACACAAGCACCUCAUCGCCCUCUACACCAAGGACGAGUACUUCGCCGUGGCUGCGGACACCGAGCGGGAGCAGGAGAGCUGGCAUGGGGUGCUGACUGACGUCAUAGCGGAGGGGAAGGUGUACGACACCCCCGCGUCCACGUCCUCUUUAGUGGGCUUUGAGGAAUCCAGCUAUGGACUCAUGACUCCGGCUGCAGCCGUCUACAAGGAGGUGUGGCAAGUCAACUUAAAAUCCAAAGGUUUGGGUCAGAUCAAGAAUCUGACCGGGGUGUACCGGUUGUGUCUGUCCAGCAGAACCAUCAGCUUCGUGAAGCUGAACUCAGAGACAGCCGCGGUGAGUCUGCAGCUCAUGAACAUCCGGAGGUGCGGACACUCCGAUAGUUUCUUCUUUAUUGAAGUGGGCAGGUCUGCGGUGACCGGGCCCGGGGAGUUCUGGAUGCAGGCGGAGGACCCGGUGGUGGCGCAGAACGUCCACGAGACCAUCCUGGAGGCCAUGAAGGCCAUGAAGGAGCUGUCGGAGUUCCGGCCGCGCAGUAAGAGCCAGUCUUCCAGCACUAACCCGAUCUCGGUGCCGACGCGGCGCCACCUCAACAACCUGCCCCCGAGCCAGACUGGACUGGUGAGGCGGUCCAGGACGGACAGCAUGGCGGCUACAUCCCCGGGGAGGAAGUUCACUUCCUGUCGGGUGAGAACUGCAAGUGAAGGGGAUGGAAGCGUGACCCGACCUGUAUCCAUGUCCAUAUCUGUGACCGGAAGUCCCACGAGUCCGAGCUCUGGAAGUCUGAGCAGGUGCCACACCCUGAGCAGCGGGCGCACCUGCAGGAUGCUGGAGUCUUCCUCCAACUCCCCCCCUGCCGCCUCCAGCCCCAUCAGCAUGUCUCCCAGAGGGGGCGGCGGCGUCUGCACUCCGGACGGGGCGAGGCGACCCUUCAGCUGCAGUGCCUCCAUCUCUGGCUCCCUCAGCGACGCUGGCUUCCUGCUGUGCGACGACUACAGCUCGAGCCCCGGGGAGCCCAGGUUCCUCCCCCUGACCCGCAGCGACACCCCGGACUCUCUGUCCAGCACGCCGCCGUCCCGCGACAUCAGCGACCCCUACAUGACGAUGGAGGGGUCGAGCAGGUCCGGGCUCGACAAGGCGUACAGGAAGCGCACGCACUCCCUCACCACGCCGCGCCAGCAGCGGGUGCUGACGCCUCUGUCCUCGGCCUCCCUCGACGAGUACACCCUCAUGAGGAUGAACUCGCACUCCGCCUCCCCCAAGGUGUGUUACCCAGAGGAUUACGGCGACAUCGAGAUCGGGUCAUCCCGGAGCUCCAGUAGUAACCUUGGCGAUGACGGCUACAUGCCAAUGACGCCAGGUGUCGCCUCCCAGUCCGCUAAAGUGGAUAACUACGUCCCCAUGAGCCCCAUGUGCGUCUCAGCACCCAAGCAGAUCGUGAACCCGAGGGUGCACCCGCAGGCGGCCGCCCCGUACAAGACCAGCUCCCCCUGCAGCAGCUCCCUGGAGGACAACGGCUACAUGAGGAUGUGGUGCGGCUCCAAAUCCUCCAUCGAGAGCCCGGACCGGCAUGGUGAGUACAUGAACAUGUCGCCCGGGAACCCGCCCCCUCUCCAGACCCCCCCUGACUACUACUUGCUGGCUGCGGAUCCCGCUCACCAGGCGGGCUCCCUGACACUUCCUGCUAAACUCCAAACCCCGAAGAGUGAAGAAAGCAACCAGUACGUGCUGAUGAGUCCUCACAGCGGGAGGCAAAGGCCGGGGGAGUCCGAUUAUUAUUCUGUGGUACACCCGGGUCAGACCUCCCCGCUGAGCCCUUCAGUCCCCUCCCCGGUCAGGCACGGCCGGGCAGAAAGCCUGCCGUACAGAGGACGGCUCGGGAGACCCAACAGGCUGUAUCUGGACACCCUGAGGACCCUGCCCAGCAUGAACGAGCACCCUCUUCCGGGGGAGCCUCGGAGCCCCGGGGAGUACAUCAACAUCGACUUCAGCGGCCCCAGGUACUCCCCGCCCACAGAGAGCCGGUCUUCAUCUCUGGGAUCCAGCGGCGGGGGGCCGGGGAGGUCGUCUCUGACGGACUACAUGAACCUGGAGCUGGGCUCACGCUCACCUAAGGAGGCCGACAAGACAAGGCAAGAGGAGGGUGGAGUGUACCACCUGGAGAACGAGAAGGGGUCUGAUGUGAAAGGUGACUACACCGAGAUGAGCUUCGGGAUGACCAGCUCACCUCCUCAGCUGGUUCCUCAGAACGCAGCAAGCCAGAUGAGCAGAGACAGGCAACGUUCACUGGAGGACCAGGGAGUCCCAGAAAGCAUCGGGGUGUUCCUGCUCGGCGGCCCCUCUUCCUCCACGCUGGACCCCGACUGCUCCGCUAAGGUGAUCCGGGCUAACCCGCAGGGACGCCGGCGCCACAGCUCCGAGACCUUCUCCGCCACCGCCACGGUGACGCCCGUCUUCCCGUCUUUUGCGCGCGGGGACGCGGUCAAGAGGCACAGCUCGGUGGAGAACAUCUCGUCCCGGAGCAGCGAGGGCUCCGACGAGGAGUACGGCAGCCCCGUGAACCAGCGGAGCUCGGCCAGGUACCCCAGCGGACUGAACUACAUCGCCUUGAACCUGCUGGACAACAGGGACGUGGAGAAGUGCGAGGACUUGUCUGGAUUCAAAGCCGCCAGCAGCUGCAAAGGCGGCAUGCACGGAUUACACAGCUCACCAUAUGUCUGUUUGGGAUUCAAAGAGGCUGCAACUACUGCCAAAGACUGAAGGACUCCUCUAUCCUCGGGAUCGGUGUCUUCACUGAACUGCUGCUCAAAAACAAGAAGAGAAACUAAAAACUGUGUGUGGCCCUAAAAGACUGUCUGGACCCUCACACACACACAUGGGGAAACAAGCAGGUCACCAUCAAUGCAUGUCAUGAAUUUGGCUGAAGGCCGGACAGGUGUGUUUGUGUGUACGAGUGGAUGUGUGUGCGUUUGUGUGUGUCUCAUGUUCCCUGCGCUUUCAGAGGCCCAUUUCUGCUCUGACCCAAAUCUUGGCGCAAAGCACAGAAGGAAAGAUAGUCAAGACAAUAAGAAAACUCUAAUGGUACCCAGAUACUAUUUAUUUACUUGAGGCUGGUUUUAUGACUGGCUGUGUGUGUGUGCGAGUGUGCUUCAGAGACACAACCAACCGGUAUGCCUGUGAGAAAUGAAACUUUAAAACGGCCCAGGGAAUGAUGAUACCAAGGUACACUGAGUAAAUAGCUAUAUUUAGAUUUAGAUAUUUUAUUUAUUUUUGAAAGAUGAAUGUCUGAUAAGACCUACCCGAUGCCUUAAUGUCUAUACUGUCCUUAUGUUUUCUAUGAAAUAAGAGAUAAAUAUUCUAUUUGGACCGGAGUCUCUAUAUUGUUAUUCUGUUGAUAAAAGUAAGAAGUCUAGCUUAACAUGCCAGAAAUGUACAAUACAGGGAGGCUGCUUGAGACCAGAUUUAUCGUAUUAAUAUUAAAGUAUUUUCUUAAUUAAUAAUUUCUUAUUUAUUCUAACCUAGUUUUAUUUUUGUCCAAUCAAAGAGCUGGACUUA